Cheilinus undulatus (humphead wrasse) is the source of this 3513-nucleotide messenger RNA. RefSeq names its product solute carrier family 25 member 15b (gene slc25a15b). Bases 295 to 1203 code for a protein of 302 amino acids. The record is from RefSeq and is a predicted model, not a curated record. Gene Ontology annotation, molecular function: L-ornithine transmembrane transporter activity. The transcript has 7 exons. Gene Ontology annotation, biological process: mitochondrial L-ornithine transmembrane transport. NCBI's taxonomy places the organism in Eukaryota, Metazoa, Chordata, Actinopteri, Labriformes, Labridae.
ACAACCUCCAGCUUCUUCUCCUCACCAUUAUCAGUGAUGGCCGAUCCAUUCAUUGACCAUCACAGGUUAACAUGUUGCAAAUGAGAUAACAUUGAGACAAAGUUUGAUUGAUGGAGCUGGUGGUGUAAUGCGGCCACAAUGUUAGCUUCGGUCAGCAGUUUAGUUUGAUAACAUUGCUGUUUGACAUAUGUGUGACAAACAGGCUCUAACGUCACUCCACCAGAUGCUCGUUGAAGCUCUCCUGUAAGGUUGCUGUGAGGGAUAAAACAACUCUUCCAGCAAUUUCCAGACACCAUGGCUCCACACCCGGUGGUCCAGGCCAUCAUCGACCUCUCUGCUGGAGCAGUAGGGGGAGCAGCAUGUGUCUUCAGCGGGCAGCCUCUGGACACAGCAAAGGUCAAGAUGCAGACCUUUCCGACACUAUACAGAGGUUUCAUCCACUGCAUCACAUCCACCUACAAACAGGUGGGUCUGCGCGGCCUCUACCAGGGCACAACGCCAGCGCUCAUGGCGAACAUCGCAGAGAACUCUGUGCUCUUUAUGAGCUACGGCUUUUGCCAGCAGGUUAUCCGAUUCACGGCUGGACUGCACAGUGAAGCUGUGCUGAGUGACAUGCAGAAAGCCUGUGCCGGCUCAGUGGCAUCCAUCUUCUCCUCACUUGUACUUUGUCCCACUGAACUGGUCAAGUGUCGCCUACAAGCCAUGUAUGAAAUGGAGGCAUCAGGAAAGAUAGCCAAGAGCCACAACACGGUGUGGUCAGUAGUGAAGUCAAUUAUGAGAAAUGAAGGACCACAGGGCUUCUUCCAGGGUCUGACCACAACUAUAGCAAGAGAGGUCCCGGGUUACUUCUGCUUCUUUGGUGCCUACGAGCUCAGCCGCACAGCCUUCUCCAACUACUUGAAAUGUGACAAAGAUGACAUAGGUGUGGCUCCCAUAGUGUUCAGUGGUGGAUUCGGAGGGGCUUGUCUGUGGCUGGUGGUCUACCCUAUGGACUGUGUCAAGUCUCGAAUCCAGGUCAUGUCUAUGACAGGCAAACAGGCAGGAUUUUUCAAAACCUUCAUGACGAUUGCACGUACUGAAGGUGUGAGGGCUCUCUACUCCGGUCUUACCCCCACCAUGGUCCGCACCUUCCCUGCUAACGGGGCUCUGUUCCUGGGAUAUGAAGUCAGCAGGAAACUCAUGAUGAAGCAGUUUGAUAGCUAAAACAAAUGGAAGAAUAUUGGUGAACUGGGAGGAAAGUAUUAUAGCCAUACAACCUCGUCAAAACUCCAGCUGAAACUUUGUGUGUGGGAGUGGUUUCAAUCAUUCUCUGCUUUUAUAGACUGACUCUGACACUGCCACACUCCAUCUCCUCUCAGCCUACAGAAACACACCUUUUAACAUAGUGUUUACGAUGUUAAAAUCCUAAUAUUUAUUUACUUGAUAGACUUCAACUUUGUUUCUUUUUAACACUCCAAAAAAAAUCAACAUGCAACAUGAAUGAUUUUAUGAGAACAUGUAUGUGUAGCACAGUGUUGACCAACAUUAACCAGCCUCUUUUUGACGAUUUCUCAAGACUUUAGUCGAUAGUUUUAUGUCUACCUCAACAAAAUAAUUUCUGAAGAUUAUCCUCUCAGUCAUUUUUAAAUCAUUUUUACUUUUUCCGUAUUCAAGAACCAUUUCAAGGAAAAACUUGGUUGUUACAGCUAAGCUUGCUGAUUGCAUGAAGAUUUAUUUUGAAAUGUGAAGUGGUUUACGCUAAUUAUUUUAAGAUCCCUAAAAGGUGUGAAGUUGUAUGCUUUUCAAUAUGGGAUUGUUCUCAAACAAGUAUUCCUCUCAGUUUUGAUCACAUGGGCUGCAUACUUUUUAGCUUUGACUGAAGUCCCACGAUUCCAGAAUCCGCAUAAGACACCUCUGACACAGCCAGCAGAGCCGUCUUGACUUUAUUUCUUUUAUCAUCUUUAUCUUUUAAUGCAUUGAAGUUAAAUUCCACCCCUGUUGAUAUUACAUUUCCACUCCUUUGUGACCCAGGAUUUGCCUUUAAAUAACUCCAUUUUGCCUUUUUUGUUUGUGUUUGAUGUGUGACCUUUGUUAUUAAAGGGUAACUAAACCCCCAGAUUCUUUUAUUAAGCUGAAAAGUGAUGCAUAUUGGCAUUCAGUAUUGCUGUUGCUUAAUCCAGGGCCAAGAGUUGCGCACAAAGAAUUAAAAGUCUACAUUUUAUGUCAAAAAUAUGCAUAGUGACUGCACUCUGUAGCUUGGAACUCAGCUGCUGCAGUUGCAUUUUUCUACUGGCUGAGCUGGUAGCACAUGAAAUCACCACCUCUUGUAAAAACAAGUCACCCAGUUAAUAGCAUUGUCUGGAAUCCCACCCUUUCCAUUAUAGUGCACUAAACAGUGAAUAGGCCAUUUUGUAGUGGUGUCUGAAAUCAGAAAGAGCAUUGUUAUACCAUAUAUAGUGCACUUAUUGUAUCCCACAAUGCAUUGUGAUAAGUAGAGGACAACCAAUCAUCACUGUCCAAGCAAUAUGCACCAUCAUGCAUUUUGUGUUUCAAAGCUGUAACGAGCAGAAAGUGAUGUUUGACUGCUCUCAUACAUGACUGAGAGACAAGAAGAGCACAACUAGUGCGUGUCGAUCACACAAAAACAAAAUAGUUUAUAUUUUGUGGCAUAUCUUUUUUUCGAAAUCUUUAAUCUGUUUAAUGAUCACCAUAGUUUCAUUUGCUUAAAACUCACAGAACUUAUUUUUUAUCAUUGAUUUUUUUUGUGAACAUUUGGAAUAUUGUUUUAAGUGAAAUAGCAUUAUUUUCAGUCCUCAGCUAUUGUUGCUUCACGUUCAAAUUUUGCAACAGUGAUGACAUCGUUGUCUGCAGCCCGAGUACAGUCCAUGUUUUUUUCUUAUAAUCAUGAUGAGUGAACUAUACAGGCGCCUACAUCCAGCUAACUCUAUAGCAGAUAAGGAAUGGGAGAGGAGGGUACAAUUCCGACACAACCAGGGUUUAUGUUUAGUGCAGUGUUUUUAGUAAGUUGUUUGAGUUAAAGGCAUUCUGAAGUCAUAAAAUACACUAAUGUAUUUUUAAAAAUCCAGGGUAGCUGCACUUCAGCUGAAUCUUUGUGGUUUAGUUUCUCUUUAAUGUACAAAUCCAUGAAAAUAUAAAGCUGCCUCAGUAAAUGUGCCAUUUACACUGUAAUUUCCAUAUGCAGUUUAAUUUUCCCAGUGAUUACAGGUUUGGAUUUCAGAAAUCUAACAUAUUCCUUUAAUGUUGAUUCAGAAAUGUUGCUAUUUGAGAACACUAACAAUUUAUGAUGAUGCUGAAAUGUUUGUACAGAUACCAGUAUAUUCAGAACCUACAUUAAAAGUGUCAUAGAAGAAUAACCAUGUCCUCAGUGUUACUCCAGCAAGAUGUAGAGGAAAAUAAACUUAAUGUUUGAACAUGAAACUGAAGUCCUUAUGCCCCAUUCACACAGGAUUAGUAUUACGUAGGGACCUCUGGUCAUUUGUAUUAAUCACGCAGGAUGUUUGUGUUUUUAAUCUG